Messenger RNA from Balaenoptera ricei (Rice's whale), 2868 nucleotides. RefSeq names its product vacuolar protein sorting 45 homolog (gene VPS45). Lineage: Eukaryota; Metazoa; Chordata; Mammalia; Artiodactyla; Balaenopteridae. The coding region runs from base 597 to 2315 and encodes 572 amino acids. The record is from RefSeq and is a predicted model, not a curated record. Gene Ontology annotation, cellular component: Golgi membrane. Gene Ontology annotation, biological process: intracellular protein transport; vesicle-mediated transport. The transcript is spliced from 15 exons.
CAAAUAUGCCGGGGAAGACGAAUCUCGGCCACUAUUUAGCAAAUACCGCAUGAGAUUUACCAAAUGCCGUCCCUCCGAGUCCCUAGCAUCUGCCGGGAACAUAAAGCCACCUCCCUUCCCUCCAUCCUUCACUGCCACCCAAGAAAGCGUUAAUGGCAAAUAGCGACCACGGCCAAGCUCUGCUGUUCUUGCCUCCGAGCCAGCAUUAUGCCAAGUUCCUCCACACCGCGAGGCGCCACCCUGUCCCCAAGCCAGCAGGAGGGGCGUCAGGCCGCGGCCCGGACCCCGGGCCAAGGGCUGGGAGAGAUCUGAGCGUCCGGGCCUCAAACACCUCCGGGCUGGAGGUGGGUCGAGAAUCAAGUCCGGGCGUGGCGGCCUAGGGUGUCUCAGCCGAAUUCUUCCAUGCAGCCGGGAGGCUGUAUGUCCGAACCGCGUAGCUGAACUACAACUCCCAGGACCACAGCUGACCGGACUUCCGGAAGCCAAAGCCGGGCGGGGAGGAAGCUGUUGAGAUCCGGCCAAGAGGCCGGGGGUUAAUUUAGCAAGAAAAACGGGGGGCGGGAAGAGCUAUAGGGCUAACCUGUCAAUUCGCCACCAUGAACGUGGUUUUUGCUGUGAAGCAGUACAUUUCCAAAAUGAUAGAGGACAGCGGACCGGGCAUGAAAGUACUUCUCAUGGAUAAAGAGACGACCGGCAUAGUGAGUAUGGUAUACACACAAUCGGAAAUUCUCCAGAAGGAAGUGUACCUUUUUGAACGCAUUGAUUCUCAAAAUCGAGAGAUCAUGAAACACCUGAAAGCAAUUUGUUUUCUUCGACCUACAAAGGAGAAUGUGGAUUAUCUGAUUCAGGAGCUCCGAAGACCCAAAUACAGUAUAUAUUUUAUUUAUUUCAGUAAUGUGAUCAGCAAGAGUGAUGUGAAGUCAUUAGCUGAAGCUGAUGAACAGGAAGUUGUGGCUGAGGUUCAGGUAAAGGAAUUUUAUGGUGAUUACAUUGCUGUGAAUCCACAUUUGUUUUCCCUCAAUAUUCUGGGUUGCUGCCAGGGUCGAAAUUGGGAUCCAGUCCAACUAUCCAGAGCAACUCAAGGACUGACAGCUCUCCUUUUAUCUCUGAAGAAAUGUCCCAUGAUUCGUUACCAGCUUUCAUCAGAGACAGCAAAGAGACUUGCAGAAUGCGUUAAGCAAGUGAUAACUAAAGAAUAUGAACUGUUUGAAUUCCGGCGGACUGAGGUUCCUCCAUUGCUACUUAUUUUAGAUCGCUGCGAUGAUGCCAUCACCCCAUUGCUAAACCAGUGGACAUAUCAGGCCAUGGUCCAUGAACUACUGGGCAUAAACAACAAUCGGAUUGAUCUUUCCAGAGUGCCAGGGAUCAGUAAAGACUUGAGAGAGGUGGUCCUAUCUGCUGAAAAUGAUGAAUUCUACGCUAACAAUAUGUACCUGAACUUUGCUGAGAUUGGUAGCAACAUAAAGAAUCUCAUGGAAGACUUUCAGAAGAAGAAACCAAAAGAACAGCAAAAACUAGAAUCAAUAGCAGACAUGAAGGCCUUUGUUGAGAAUUACCCACAAUUCAAGAAGAUGUCUGGAACUGUAUCAAAGCACGUGACAGUGGUUGGAGAGCUGUCUCGGUUGGUCAGUGAGCGGAAUCUGCUGGAGGUUUCGGAGGUUGAGCAAGAACUGGCCUGUCAAAAUGACCAUUCUAGUGCUCUCCAGAAUGUAAAGAGGCUCCUGCAGAACCCCAAAGUGACAGAGUUUGAUGCUGCGCGCCUGGUGAUGCUUUAUGCGCUACAUUAUGAGCGACACAGCAGCAAUAGCCUACCAGGAUUAAUGAUGGACCUUAGGAAUAAAGGUGUUUCUGAGAAGUAUCGAAAGCUUGUGUCUACAGUUGUUGAAUAUGGUGGUAAACGGGUCAGAGGAAGUGACCUCUUCAGCCCCAAAGAUGCUGUGGCUAUUACCAAACAGUUCCUCAAAGGACUGAAGGGAGUAGAAAAUGUGUAUACUCAGCAUCAGCCUUUCUUACAUGAGACCCUGGACCAUCUCAUCAAAGGAAAGCUCAAGGAAAACCUGUAUCCUUAUCUAGGCCCCAGCACACUCAGAGACAGACCUCAGGAUAUCAUUGUGUUUAUAAUUGGAGGAGCCACCUAUGAAGAGGCUCUAACAGUUUAUAACCUGAACCGUACCACUCCUGGAGUGAGGAUUGUCCUGGGGGGAACCACUGUGCAUAACACGAAAAGUUUCCUAGAGGAAGUUCUGGCUUCUGGACUGCACAGCCGAAGCAAGGAGCGCUCCCAAGUUACAUCAAGGUUAGCAAGCAGAAGAUGAAAUGAUGAUGGAGAGGUGAGAAGAAUGGCGCAACUUCCCCUCUUGCCUCGCUGCAGGCUUUCUCCACUGACCAGAAGGGUGUUGGAGAAGAGCCUUGGGUUUUGUGCUUCUUGUUAUAACCCAUCUCCAGGUAGCCUGCUGAUUCCUGAACUGUUGGCACAGACACCAAGACUCCAGUGGUGAGUUGAGAAUAAGUCUGAGCCCAUUCCAACCCACUUUUCUCAUGUUUUCUUUAUCAAAUAAAUAAAUGUAUUCCUUGUAUUUGAUAGCACAAUCACUUCAGUUUCUGGCAAAUUUUGUUGGGAUCUUACUUGAGAAAAGGGUUAUCAGAGGUUAAAGGAGUUUUAAAAAGUAAAAAUCAGAUGCACAUACUGUAGACUCUUCUCUUGACCCCUUUUAUUUUUCAUUAACCACAUUCCUGAACAACUCAUUUCUGAAAACCCAUCAUAUUUCUGUAAGAACCAUCCAAAAAUUGUCCCUAAAUUGCAAUUUUCUGUGGAACUGAGAAACCAUGUAUGACUACAAUAAAAAUCCAUUUUGUGAAAAGACACAA